Messenger RNA from Topomyia yanbarensis, 1436 nucleotides. RefSeq lists its product as uncharacterized. The coding region runs from base 111 to 887 and encodes 258 amino acids. The record is from RefSeq and is a predicted model, not a curated record. NCBI's taxonomy places the organism in Eukaryota, Metazoa, Arthropoda, Insecta, Diptera, Culicidae. The transcript has 3 exons.
GCGAUAAGGAUCGGGUGUACGCAAGCACGUGCAAUAAACACGUUUCGAAUUUGCUUGUGCCAGCCCGGGUGUUAGGUAGCAAGCUGAAAAAAUUAGAAUGGAACCAGUGGAUGGACAUUACGGACCGCUUCCAAUAUUUCGACCACUGGACCAAGGAACAACGUCGCGAAUGUUUUACACGUGCCUAUGUGCGCCAGUUUGAACCAGAGCAAGUGAUUUUUGUCGAAGGCCGAGCACCGGUCAACUUUGUUCAUCUGGUUCUCAGCGGGAAAUGUAUGGUGUUGCAGUGUUUGAAAUUGUGCAAAUUUUCUUCCAAAAAUGGAGCUACAAAAUAUCGGCUUGCAGAUGCGUUACCCAUAGAAGACGAAGUUUCACAGUUUCAUCGCAGAAGAAGUUCUCGAAUGAUUGAACUGGAGCAUUCAACUCUCACGGCAGAUGGAAAAUUUACAUCUCUCGGAAAAACACUCACUGCCUCCAGCUGCUUAAAACCUACAGAGUCGCUAGUAGCAAAUCAAUCAUCCGGCACAACGCUCUACGAGUACCACUUCGUGGACGUGUCGACAUACGCCUGCGGCUCCGUCUUCGGCGUUGGUGAGCACAUGGACGACCGAGCAGUGGUUGCACGCGACCGCGUUCAGUGUCUCCUGAUACCGCGAUACUGGCUACUGCAGAAAUCGCAGAACAUUAACAACAUGUGGACUCGUGUCCGGAUUUUUCUGAACCAACAGCAACCCUCGAGGGAGCGACUUUUCGCUUGGUUCCUCGGAGAACUUCGCUGGAAUAAGUACCGUACCCGGACAAAGAAGGCUGCAGUACGUCUGAAAAGCAAUGCCACGAGGUUUUGCGACGUACCCUCGCUGUGUAGAAUAGAACAGAGUGAUGUUUAGUGUGAAAUGAAUCGCUGCGAGAUGCGAUCGUUCGUAUAGUGCGUUCCAUUUAAAAUGUAGAUAGAGAGAAAUUUUGCAUAUUACAAUCAGCGACGGAACAAUUGCAAUGAGUUUGAACAGCUUGAAUUCUAAAAUGAUAAUUUACAAUUCUCGACAAACAUAUGAUGAAGGCUCAAAAGCCAACUAUCAAAAAUCGCUUCGGAGGGAAACUCCGGACGAACCGUUAUUCGCCCAGCACAGCCGUUGAUAGCAAACAAAAGAGAAAAGUUUUCUCUUUCGUUGACUGCUAUGCAACGUGCUUGGGUUAUAAUAGUUUCUCCAGAACAGCCAUUAUAUGCAAAAGUGACAUAAAUGUCAUCGAGUGUUUUCAGGAAAUCCAUUUUUGUCUUGGAUGGUACGGGUGAAAGCAUGCUUUCGUCACGCGUUUUAAGUCAUUUUUUAUUUUUAAUUGAAGUUGCUUGAACGAAAAGAUGCGGAUUUUCGUAGCGAACUUAAAAAUACGAAAAAGUUAAAUUUGACCAAAGUGGCGUUUACGUCACUUAUGCAUAC